GACAGCCCUUAAGAAACCAUGAAUCCAUCACAACUCGCACUUCUAGUGGGCAUCGCCACUGUCGCGAACGGGCACGGGAUCAUGAUCGAGCCCCGGCCAUACAAUCUCCACGAGGCUCCUCUACAGCAGGUAGCCCCCCUUGGGGCCGAAUUGCCAUUCCCUUGCCAAGGCCGUACCGAACACGCUGAUAAUAGAACCACUCUAACUGCAGGUACGACUCAGACUGUUAAAUUCUGGAUCAGUGCCGUGCAUGGUGGGGGAAGCUGCCAGUUCAGCUUGACCUACGACAACCCCCCGCCUGCCGACCCAUCACAGUGGAAAACUAUCUAUACAAUUAUAGGCGAUUGUCCAGCAAAGGCUGCAGGUAAUAUUCCAACCAUUGAAACUGACCAAGACGGAAGGGAGAGCGGCCCACAGUGCGGAAACUCUGACGGCGAGGAGUGCGUUCGUCAGUUUGAAGUUCCCAUACCAGCCGGCAUUAAGAAUUCGGACUCGGCCACUUUUGCAUUCACUUGGUUCAAUAAGAUUGGAAACAGAGAAAUGUACAUGACCUGCGCUCCCGUCAGUAUCGUCGGAGGUUCUGAUGACCAGGAGCUUAUGGACUCCCUGCCCCCAGCAGCCCCUACCGAGACUGGCCAACCGGCCUGGGCGGCCGGGAUGACCAGGUGCCCAGAAGCUAACGGGAAAAUAUUUUGCUAUGAAGGCAACACCUUCGGGCUUUGCAAUCAUGGCUGGGCAGAUCCUCUGCCUCUCAAUGAAGAUCAAGUGUGUGCUAAUGGUGAGAUCACCUACAAGUACAACUCCAGCGCUUAA
Messenger RNA from Diaporthe batatas, 813 nucleotides. RefSeq lists its product as uncharacterized. The record is from RefSeq and is a predicted model, not a curated record. The transcript has 3 exons. NCBI's taxonomy places the organism in Eukaryota, Fungi, Ascomycota, Sordariomycetes, Diaporthales, Diaporthaceae. Bases 19 to 813 code for a protein of 264 amino acids.